Molecule: messenger RNA, 3190 nt
Organism: Cheilinus undulatus (humphead wrasse)
Lineage: Eukaryota; Metazoa; Chordata; Actinopteri; Labriformes; Labridae
Product: vascular endothelial growth factor C-like
Exons: 8
Coding region: 811-2028 (405 amino acids)
Biological process (GO): induction of positive chemotaxis; vascular endothelial growth factor receptor signaling pathway; response to hypoxia
Cellular component (GO): membrane
Molecular function (GO): vascular endothelial growth factor receptor 3 binding; chemoattractant activity; growth factor activity
Source: RefSeq, a predicted model, not a curated record
GAAAGACGCAUAUUCACUCUGUUUGGACAAGAACUUAAUACCAAAAGCUGGACACUUUAAAAAAAUCCAUUUGGGAGUGGGAUUUGGUAUAAGCUCUUCCUCAUUUUUCUCUCUCUUUGAUGCUUUUUCUGAGGAUCAGACAACCCGGCAGAAAAAGUUGUGACAGAUUUAGAAAGCGGCAGCGCAAAAAAGAGAAAAAAAAAAAAACCUCCAGAGACAGACAGACGAAGCUUUGCCCUGGAGGUUUCUGAGGAGGAAACAGGAGACAGAUAAAGAGGCAGCGAUAAUCCGAAGAGACAGACGGAGAGAAGAGGGAGGGAAGAGCACAGCUGUUGUGUGAAGAGAAAAUAAAGAUAAAGAAAGUGUGAAGGGCGAAGGAGAGGCGAAGGAAUCAAGGCUGGAGAGAAAAAGGGACUGAAUCAAAAGUUGAGGAAAAACGGAGGUGAAAAGACACCUGACAUCUACGGCAAGUAUGGAGACGUAGCGAGGCCACAUGAAAGACUUCCAGUAAGGAAAGACGAAGCUGUGUUUGAUACACGAGGAAGACGAGACGAUUUCCUCAUCAUGUUUUAUUCAGCUGGUUUCCCAAACUCAAACAACCCGCGCCGGAAGAGCAACUUCGUCCCUGGGUAGAAUGACGAGAGAGGCAAAGAGAUACCUGCCGAGUCUGUGAUACCCGCUUUUUUUCCCCCUCCUCUCUGCCUCACCUUCCUCUCCUCCUUUCUUUCACUUUAGACGAAGAUCACCAGCUCCCCUCUCCUUCCCUCAAUAUCUCCUCUCCUCCUUUCUCCUCUACCUCAUCUCCUCACUAUGUGGAUACCAGCUGUGCUCCUAUGGAUUCUUAAUAUCAGCAAUCUGUGCUCAGGACAGGACUAUAUGGACUAUUACCAAACUGGAGACAUGGGCACCAAGGCUCCAGUCUUGCCAGAUGACCAGCCCAAUUUGGGCUCAGUGACAAGCGUGGAUCAGCUUUUGCAAGUUUUAUACCCAGAAUACAAUUUACUUCAACACUGCCUGAGGAAGAAGUCUUGGCGCAACUCUUCCCCCUCCUAUCACUCCUCCUCAGCAAGCCCUUUGGUCCACUCUACCGAUGAUGAUCUGUGGGGUCAGCCGAGGGAGGAGGCGCUUUUUAAAAUGGAUGACACUUUGGAAGUCAUCUUAGAGGAGAUCCAGCGGACCUCGUGCCAGCCCAGAGAGGUGUGUGUUGAAGUUGCAAAAGAAUACCCAGAAUCCACCAGUCAGUUCUACCUCCCACGCUGCGUGGCGCUGCAUCGAUGCGGCGGCUGCUGCCCCAAUGAGGCCUACUACUGCACGAAUACAAGUUACACGCUAGUCAACAAGACGUUGAUGGAGCUGUCCCCGCCCAGGAUGGAUCGUUCAGUCGUCAUGGUGACCUUCGUCAACCACACUGCGUGCGAGUGCCUUUCUAAGCGGCCGCUCCACUCCAUCAUCAGGCGAGCCGCGGCAGAUCAUCUGUGUUCCCCGCCCAUAGAUGACUGCGCCUCGGGGUUAUUGUGGGAUCCAGUGAACUGUGUCUGCAUCUCUGCUGACUCCAUUAACUACUCUGGGAGAGAGACAGAGGCGAUUGAAUCGGGUCUGCUGGCUCUCUGCGGGCCAAACAGAGUUCUGGACGAGUCCACCUGUGACUGUGUCUGCCGAAACGGACUCACAGAGGCCAGCUGUGAUCCAGGCUGGAAACUGGAUCACAACACCUGUGAAUGUCAGUGUGAAGGUCAAAGCGAGGGGAAGUUGUGUCCCACAGGUCAGCGGUGGGAUGAGGAGCUGUGCGGCUGUGUGUGCGCUGCAGACUGUCCCGGGAAUCAACCCCUCAACCCAGACACCUGCCUGUGUCAGUGCAGAGAGAGCCCACACUCGUGUCUAAGGCAGGGCAAGAAGUUCAAUCCCACCACCUGCAGCUGUUACAGGCUGCCUUGCAGAAAGCUCAGACCUGUGUGCCAGAGAGGUUUUUACUACAGCCCCCCAGUCUGCCAGUGCAUCCCAAACUACAUGAGGCCUGAGUGGAACUAGACACAGAAAAGAGCAUGACUGCAUGCUAUAGUUUCUUUGCCCUUGAGCAUGAGGCUUGAAACAUUUCAUCCUGGCAAGAAGGAGGAUGGAUGAACUACAUAUUUAUAAGCACAGAAUUACGACAGACACUUUGAGGGACUUUAUGCAGACUUUCUGUUAUGCUGCCAAGGAGGAUGCUUCCCAGGUCCACAAAAAGUCCCAAAAAGCCACAUGUAUGCAGUCAACUUGUGGAGCAACCAUUCACACCUUAAGACUGUCUUAAAGCAUGUCAGCAAAGGCAGGAUGGACCAAUGAUACUCUGAUCUGUUAUGACAUGUUUGAGCUCGAUAUUGAACCACCGAUCCACCACACCAGUGCAGCAAAUAACUGUGAGAAAUGGAAAGUGGAAUAAAGUAAUAACACACCAGACUGCUUUUUUCUAGCCCUGCAGGCAACUUUGGCAACAACAUAUUUGAGAGGUUGAAGGAUUUAUUUUGCAGUAAUCAUGUAAAGUGACUUUGCCCGAGGCGGUUUAUAUUCCCUCUUCAAGCUGAGGUGGAAAAGGUGACAGUAUAUUUUGGUUUUUUGUUGCAGAAAGCAGAGGCUUGAUGCCAGCCCCUGUUCAAUAAAACGCUAAUUUAAACACUCCCAAACAGCUAUUAUAUCCUCCAGUUUCUACUUGCCUCUACUGCUGCUGCUGUUUCAUACAUGGCUGAAUUCAAGCACAAUUUACUGUAAGACUUGGAUACAGUCCCACUUCUUCUGGUAAUUUAAUUUUACACAAUUUAUGUGAUGCUAUUUGUAAAUAUUAAAUCUUUGACUUAUUUAAAGUGAUUAUUUGAAGUUGUGUCACUGUAAAUACUGUAUUUAAGUUACUUUCUAGACAAAAAAAUGCUUUGAAAUGUCUUUUUCCCUGCAGUUUUAAUGAUUGUGGAGAAUUUGAAUACUGUUAUUAGUCAAUUUGCCUGCACUGUACCAGAGCUCAUUUAGGCGACUGUAUAGCUUUGCUAUGUAAUGAUUUUUUGGCCCAACUAAAACAUUUCAUAUAAGGCUGAGGUUUUACUGCAGUGAAGAAAUGAUUGUAUUAAAUGUGCUCCAUAAAUGUAGAUAAAGAUGGCAAUCCUGUUAUCCCGCUAUAAUUAUAUAUUUAAAGUAGAUCUGAAGUAUACAUUAAAGCCUUGUU